AGAAAGCAAGAACGAAUUGAAUUGAACAGAAUGACUAAAUUCCGGCCUUGUAUUGACCUUCACUCGGGUCAGGUUAAACAGAUCGUCGGAGGCACCUUAAGCAACGUAUCCGCGGACCUGAAGACAAACUACGUAUCGAAGCUCCCCGCCAGCCACUACGCAGAAUUGUAUCAUAAGCAUGGUUUACGCGGUGGUCAUGCCGUGAUGCUUGGGCCUGGGAACGACGAUGCUGCAAAGGAGGCACUCAGGGCAUGGCCUGGGGGGCUCCAGGUUGCAGGGGGCAUCACCGACAAGAAUGCCCAGUAUUGGAUUGACCAGGGUGCCGAGAAGGUUAUCAUCACAUCAUUCCUCUUUCCAGAAGGGAAGUUCUCUCUCGAGCGACUAGAGUCGGUUGUAUCAGCUCUGGGUGGCGAUAGAUCAAAGCUGGUCUUGGAUCUAAGCUGCCGAAGAAAGGAUAAUACCUGGUUUGUGGCCAUGAACCGCUGGCAAACCAUUACGGAGAUGGAGAUCACCCCGGAGUCGAUCUCGUUACUGGAGCCGUAUUGUUCCGAAUUUCUUAUCCAUGCGGCCGAUGUCGAGGGACUACAACAAGGUAUCGACGAGGAACUAGUAUCCAAGCUAGCUCAAUGGUGUACCAUCCCGAUUACAUAUGCUGGAGGUGCCCGUAGUUUGCAGGAUCUAGAAAAGGUUCAUUCGAGCAGUCAGGGAAAGGUUGAUUUGACCAUUGGAAGCGCAUUAGACAUUUUUGGCGGAUCCGGCAUUACAUUUGAAGAGUGUAUUGCGUGGAAUCAAUCUCACUAGAUAGCCGAAUAUAG
This is a messenger RNA of Aspergillus steynii IBT 23096, 815 nucleotides long. RefSeq names its product 1-(5-phosphoribosyl)-5- ((5-phosphoribosylamino)methylideneamino)imidazole-4-carboxamide isomerase HIS6. Gene Ontology annotation, cellular component: cytoplasm. The transcript has 3 exons. Lineage: Eukaryota; Fungi; Ascomycota; Eurotiomycetes; Eurotiales; Aspergillaceae. Gene Ontology annotation, biological process: L-tryptophan biosynthetic process; L-histidine biosynthetic process. The coding region runs from base 31 to 801 and encodes 256 amino acids. Gene Ontology annotation, molecular function: 1-(5-phosphoribosyl)-5-[(5-phosphoribosylamino)methylideneamino]imidazole-4-carboxamide isomerase activity. The record is from RefSeq and is a predicted model, not a curated record.